Molecule: messenger RNA, 400 nt
Organism: Erinaceus europaeus (western European hedgehog)
Lineage: Eukaryota; Metazoa; Chordata; Mammalia; Eulipotyphla; Erinaceidae
Product: galectin-7-like
Exons: 3
Coding region: 26-400 (124 amino acids)
Molecular function (GO): carbohydrate binding
Source: RefSeq, a predicted model, not a curated record
UCUCCUUUAGAGCACAGUAGUGAUCAUGCUUUACACAUCUACCCUCCCCAAUGGCAUUGACAUUGGCACUGUGGUGAAAAUUUGUGGAUCUGUUCCAUGCUGCUCAGACAGGUUUGAAAUAGGCCUGACCUGCAGCGAAUGGCGUGAUGCUGAUUAUGCCCUGCACCUCUGUGCCUGCUUUCAGAAGUGCCAGGUGGUCUUCAACACCAGGGAAGAUGGUGUUUGGGAUGUAGAGGAAUGUGGGAGUGGUUUUCCCUUCCACCGUGGGCAGGCCUUCGAGAUAAUGAUAAUCACUGACCAAGAAGGCUUCAAGGUGUGUGUCUGCCCCAGGGCUCAGUUCCAAACUCAGCUUCGCUGCUGUGCACCCAGGGGCUUGAAUUUAGGUUCUUCAGCAUUAUAA